AGCGCCUCGCCUGCAGCCCCUCCCUGCCGCCUGCGCCGCGCUCCCGCCCCUCGGGCCGAGGCUGUCACCGCGCCUGCCGCCGGGCGCCGCCAGCAUGUUUGACAGGACGCGGCUGCCCUUCGUGGCGCUGGACGUGCUCUGCGUGCUGCUGGCUGGCUUACCCCUUGGUGUUCUAAACUUGGCCAAAAUAAAACCGUAUCAGAGAGGCUUUUUCUGUAAUGAUGACAGCAUCAAGUAUCCGUUCCAUGACAGUACCAUCACAUCCACUGUCCUCUACACAGUGGGGUUCACCCUGCCCAUUUUCUCUAUAAUCGUAGGAGAGGCUCUCUCGGUCUUUUAUAAUAAUUUGCACUCAAAUUCGUUUGUCAGAAAUAACUACAUAGCCACUAUUUACAAAGGCAUUGGGACCUUCAUUUUCGGGGCAGCGGCUAGCCAGUCGUUGACAGACAUUGCCAAGUACUCCAUAGGUCGGCUGCGCCCUCACUUCAUUGCUGUGUGCCAGCCCGACUGGGCACGGAUCAACUGCAGCCUGGGCUACAUCGAGAACUUCACUUGCCAUGGGGACAAAGCAAAAAUCAAUGAGGGAAGACUAUCAUUCUAUUCUGGCCAUUCUUCAUUCUCCAUGUACUGUAUGCUCUUCGUAGCACUUUAUCUUCAGGCAAGAAUGAAAGGAGACUGGGCAAGACUUGUACGUCCUACUUUACAGUUUGGUCUUAUUGCUGCAUCUAUCUAUGUGGGUCUGUCACGUGUUUCUGACUACAAGCAUCACUGGAGUGAUGUUUUAACAGGACUUAUCCAGGGUGCAGUGGUAGCUGUGCUCAUUGUUGUCUAUGUGUCAGACUUCUUCAAAGUGAGAGGAUGUACAUUUCAACCAAAAGAAGAUUCCCAUACAACCCUACAUGAGACUCCAACAAAUGGAAAUCACUUUGGCAGCAAUCAUCAACCAUGAAGAAUGACCCAUAUCAACUAUAUUGCUCUGAAUGAAAACAAUUUCACAAGUCUAACUCUGUAAUAUAAGUAAUUGCCUUUAAGGGACUGCUGCUGCUCUUGGAUGCUCACUUUGCCUGUAUAUAGUAACAUCUACCACAGUUAUUGUACAUCUAAACUUUAAAUUUCUGUUGGUUCAAGCUCUUGCUUAAAAGAAAGCUAUUAUAAUUGUAAAUUUUUAUUGAAAACUGUAACAAGUUAUAUUACAUACACUGCUGUUUGUACAUGCCUUGUUGAAUCAACUGUGGUUUAAAACACCAUUAAAAGGAAUUACUUGAUAUGGAA
Messenger RNA from Melospiza georgiana, 1272 nucleotides. RefSeq names its product phospholipid phosphatase 1 (gene PLPP1). Gene Ontology annotation, molecular function: phosphatidate phosphatase activity. The coding region runs from base 95 to 949 and encodes 284 amino acids. The record is from RefSeq and is a predicted model, not a curated record. NCBI's taxonomy places the organism in Eukaryota, Metazoa, Chordata, Aves, Passeriformes, Passerellidae. The transcript has 6 exons. Gene Ontology annotation, biological process: phospholipid dephosphorylation; signal transduction; phospholipid metabolic process.